AUGGCGGUUGCGCGCCUGCUCGCCCUGGCCACCGCCUGCGGCUGCGCCGCCAGGGGCCUGAAGCUUCAGCGGGAGCCCGCGCCCCCCGGCGUUCCGACGGGCGUGGAGCGGCAGGGCAACCAGCGGCUCAGUGGCGCCUCGUCGAUGUGCGGCGCCCGCAGGGAAGGCCUGAGGCUGGCGGACUGCAGGGUCUGCAGGCUGGCGCCCGGGCGGGAGCCGAUGACUCUAUACGCUGCGGAGCGGGUCGACGGAGCCGGUGCCAGGCUGCAGGAUGCUCUGUCUUGUGGGCGGCCAUCGCCGCCAACCUCGGCAUGA
Messenger RNA from Prorocentrum cordatum, 315 nucleotides. The record is from the annotation of a GenBank genome assembly. Lineage: Eukaryota; Dinophyceae; Prorocentrales; Prorocentraceae.